Messenger RNA from Lipotes vexillifer (Yangtze River dolphin), 588 nucleotides. It is a transcript of the gene ARL11, whose product is annotated as ARF like GTPase 11. Lineage: Eukaryota; Metazoa; Chordata; Mammalia; Artiodactyla; Lipotidae. Gene Ontology annotation, molecular function: GTP binding; GTPase activity. The record is from RefSeq and is a predicted model, not a curated record. The transcript has a single exon.
AUGGGGUCUGUGAACUCCCGAGGUCACAGGGCGGAAGCCCGGGUGGUGAUGAUAGGCCUGGACUUGGCCGGCAAGACCACGCUCCUGUACAAACUGAAGGGCCACCAGCCGGUGGAGACCCUGCCCACCGUGGGUUUCAACGUGGAGCCUCUCGAAGCCCCUGGGCACGUGUCUCUGACCCUCUGGGAUGUCGGGGGGCAGAGCCAGCUCAGGGCCAGCUGGAAGGACUACCUGGAGGGCACGGACGUCCUCAUGUUCGUGCUGGACAGCACAGACAAAGCCCGCUUGCCCGAGGCAGCGGCUGAGCUCACCGAGGCCCUGGGCAACCCCCACCUGGCCAGCGUGCCCCUCCUGGUGCUGGCCAACAAGCAGGAGGCACCCCACGCCCUGCCGCUGCCUGAGAUCAGAGACAGGCUGGGCUUGCACACGUUCCAGGGGCACUGCUGGGAGCUGCAGGGCUGCAGCGCCCUCACCGGAGAGGGGCUGCCCGAGGCCCUGGAGAGCCUGAGGCGCCUCCUGAAGUCCCGCAGCCACUGUAACUCCAGGUGAGCACAGGGGGCAGGCUGUGGGGAGAGCCGGAGGCCUUGA